This is a messenger RNA of Epithele typhae, 456 nucleotides long. RefSeq names its product 60S ribosomal protein L27. Gene Ontology annotation, biological process: translation. Gene Ontology annotation, molecular function: structural constituent of ribosome. Bases 1 to 456 code for a protein of 151 amino acids. The transcript is spliced from 4 exons. NCBI's taxonomy places the organism in Eukaryota, Fungi, Basidiomycota, Agaricomycetes, Polyporales, Epitheliaceae. Gene Ontology annotation, cellular component: cytosolic large ribosomal subunit; ribosome. The record is from RefSeq and is a predicted model, not a curated record.
AUGCCCAAGAUCUACAAGCCCGGCAAAGUUGCUAUCGUUCUCCAGGGCCGCCAGGCAGGAAAGAAGGUCGUUGUCAUCAAGCAGCUCGAUGAGGGCACCAAGGAGCGGCCGUACCCUCACGCGAUCGUCGCCGGCGUCGAGCGCUACCCCCUCAAGGUGACGAAGCGUAUGGGCGCGAAGAAGGUUGCGAAGCGGAGCAAGGUUAAGCCCUUCAUCAAGGUCAUCAACUACUCGCACCUCUUCCCCACCCGUUACGCACUCGAGCUCGAGGGCCUCAAGGGUGUUGUCGGCUCAGAAACGUUCAAGGAGGUUUCGCAGCGGGAGGACUCGAAGAAGCAGAUCAAGAAGCUGCUGGAGGAUCGUUACACGGGCGGGAAGAACAAGUGGUUCUUCCAGCCUCUUCGCGUGCGUAUUCUCUUGCUCUCCCGCAUUUUCUUCCCCAUCCCCUUGUACUGA